GUUGCGGUUAGUUCCAACCAUACCGAGUUCGUUUAUAACGGACGGUUCGACGAAUGCUCGAAUCUAUUAUAGAGGUUAAUUCACAGAAAGAAGACCGUGGAGGGUGGGCAGAUUUUCAACUGCUAUGAGGAUUCUCAAAUUCUUCAUGGGUAACUCCCACUCUGGGCCAGACAUGUCUGUGAUAGUGGGAGAGGGGCGGUUCAUAGCCCAGAGGGUCACCAGAAGCAUCACCUACUACUACACCAGCCGGACACCAGGGGGCGGUACCCCUGCCCCCUCUCCUCCCACCAUCUCCCCCACCUCCUCCCAUCGAGACGCUCCUUUUCCCUCACCUUCGUACUCCCUCUCCACCCCCUUGCUCCCAGACUUGCCCUCUCACCACGACGUUUCCUCAGUUGUCACCCCUUCCGCUUUGGAUGUACCAACCCUCUCUCCAUCCUCGCCCACCUCCUCCCCCCGUCCCCUCCUCCUGCUUUUCCCGUGGCUGGGCGCCCGACCGGGGGCCAUGGCGAAGUACCGGGACCUCUACCUGGAACGCGGCCUGGACAUCCUAUCAGUGGAGAGCACUGUGUGGCACUUCCUGUGGCCUCGCUGGGGGCUGGAGUAUGGGGCUGAGGUCCUGGAGGUCCUGGGAGACCCGCGUUUCAAAGGUCGCCCCCUUCUGGUCCACGCCUUCUCCAUCGGCGGGUACACCUUCACCCAGCUGCUCAGCCAGAUGGUCAGGGAGCCACACAAGUACCCAGGCCUGGCCCAACGGGUCGUAGGACAUGUCUAUGACAGCAUGGUGGUCGGAUCGCUGGAGCAUAUGGCUAAAGGCCUGGGUCUGACCCUGUUCCCUCAUAUUGAGCCCCUGGUGCGAUACACUGCUCUGCUCUACUUCUGGCUCUUCAAGUCCCAGACGGUGUACUACUACGACAAGUCAAUCCAGGUCUUCUACAACAGCCCCGUCACCGCCCCGGCGCUCUUCUUCUUCUGCGAGAACGACGCGUUGUGUGACCCCAUCGUCAUGGAGGCGGUCCUCGACUUCUGGAAGAAGCGGGGCGUUGCUGUGGAAACCAGGAAGUGGAAGGAGUCUGUGCACGCUGCUCAUCUGCGCUGUCACCCGAAGGAGUACCUCUCAACACUGGAGACAUUUUUUCACUCGCUCAACAUCGCCCCUCUCAGGGCUAAGAUGUAAAUGGUUCAUGUGAUAAUCACAUUGAGGGGUUUGAUAAUUCAGUAAAUCCGGCAAACUCCAAAACAAAUGUUAGAACAGAUGUUAUAACAAUAUUAUAACAUAGUAUAACAGUGUAGUCAUGUAGCAUGUAAACGUUUAUCCAUAGAAACUUGUUUGACACAUACUCAGCAUGUGGGUCACGAGGGAAUCAAACCCUCAACACACUAGUUUUACUUCCCUGUUGCUAUAAUAACAACAUAUCCAAUCCUAACUCCUAGCAUGUGUUUUGACUGUGCUACGCAUUAUUAUCUAUUUGUACAGAUAUGGGAUCUUAAUUUGACCUGCAUUGUCGUAGCAAAAUAAUGAAUGUUUAGUCCAUAAUGUUUCUUGGUCAGUGGUCAGGCUAUUAAAAGUUGGCAACAUGAAAAGUGCAUUACUGUUAAUAUAAUUGUGUUAGUGUGGGUUUUCUGUGAAUGUAUGUAAAUCACGAAGCUCAUCUUCAUUUCCUGAAAAAUUCUCAGCAACAAGAGUGAUCAAAUUAAGUUACUAUAUCUGUAUGUGAGCUUACACAAUAUUGUCCAUGACACAGUCCAUCGGACCAGUUAACAGCAAGGUCACUGUGUUUAUGGUGAAACACAUGACAGACGCAACUUCACUAUAUGUUGAUUCGCAAUAGAUUUAUUUAGUAUUCAUUGUAAAUAUUGAUUGUAAUUGUUUUUACAUGAGUAAAUAUUCAUUCUCAAUAGCGGGUGACAGGGAGGGAGUACAGAGAGAGGGAGAGGAAACAUUUUGAAGAUGAGGAAGAACUGAAGAGGAAGAAUACAGAAAGGAGUGUGAGGGUAUGACGAAAGGAAAGAAAUAGAAAAGAAACACAGGAGAUAAGGAAGAGAUAAUAUGAGAGAGUCGGGGGAAAAAAAGAGAGAGUUCAUGCCUGUCAAUUCAAUGAGCAGUGAGUACCAAACAAUCUGUGGGGGUUUUCAUAUCAGGCAUUUCUGGCACCUGUUGCAUAUUUCAUCUACUUUGUAUUCAACUUUUUAAAGUCUGUUUUGGUCUCACAAAA
Oncorhynchus keta (chum salmon) is the source of this 2216-nucleotide messenger RNA. RefSeq lists its product as uncharacterized. Gene Ontology annotation, molecular function: serine hydrolase activity. The transcript is spliced from 3 exons. The record is from RefSeq and is a predicted model, not a curated record. Bases 125 to 1177 code for a protein of 350 amino acids. Lineage: Eukaryota; Metazoa; Chordata; Actinopteri; Salmoniformes; Salmonidae.